Molecule: messenger RNA, 1596 nt
Organism: Haliotis rufescens (red abalone)
Lineage: Eukaryota; Metazoa; Mollusca; Gastropoda; Lepetellida; Haliotidae
Exons: 3
Coding region: 1-1035 (344 amino acids)
Source: RefSeq, a predicted model, not a curated record
AUGUGGAUAAAGGUCAAUGGACUUUACAUAGCGUUAGCGGUGAUUGGAGGCGUCUUGACGUGCAUCGGUGUUGUAUGCGUGAUAUUGGAACAUCGGAGGAACCAACACUUUGAUGUGCCAGAAGAGACAGUUUGUGAUGUUCAAGUGAAGAGGUACAACGAAGACAUCAUUUUACAUGUUGACCAGGCAGAAAACCAGAAAGAAACGAACGUGCCAGCGGAAUGUGCUUGUGAAGAAAACGGAAAUAGGAGUGGCCAGGUCAUUAAUGGCCACUUUGAUGAUGUUGACAACACAGUAAAGAACCAGGAAAAUAUAAUUUACGAAUCACAAUUGACGGCUUCCUGCAAUACUUUGAAACAGUACAUCCAGGGCAACGGAGUGGGUGGAAAUUAUUAUGAGGACGUUGACAACAUAACAACGAACCAGAAACAGAUCUCUAAAUCACAUUCGGCAGCCUCGUGUAAUGCUCUGGAACAGAAUAGCCAGGACAAGGGAGUCGGCGGAGAUUAUGAGGACGUAGACAACACAACCCCAUCGCCGGCCUCAUGUAAUACUCUGGAACAGCAUAGCCAGGGCAAGGGAGUCGGCGGAAAUGAUGAGGACACAGACAAUACAGCAGAGAGCCAGGAAGAUUUCGCUGAAUCACAAUCGACGGCUUCUUCUAAUAAUCAGAAACAGAACAGCCAGGGAGACGAAGUCAGUGGAGGUUAUGAGGACAUAGACAACACCGCAAAAAGCCAGGAAGAUAUAUCUGGAUCACAAUCGACGGCUUCUUGUAAUAGUCUGAAACAGCACAGCCAGAGCAACGAAGUCGGUGGAGAUUAUGAGGACAUGGACAACACAGCGGAUGCCAAGGAGCAGCCGACAGGACCAGGAAAGGUUGAAUCUGAACCAUGCAUUAAGGACAUCAUACAGGAUAAUGCAUAUGAAACAAUAUCCAUCGGAGAGGGUAAUCGCAGACCAGCGUCCAUUUUACAGCUUUGUCCCGAGACCAUCCUUAAAACUGGUGAUGUUUAUGCGAAAGUGAAAAAGUGAGGAUAUCAACUUUGGAAUGGGCUGAUCAGUGAGAGGCUGCAUAUGAUACAUGUAACACAGCCAAAAUGUGCAUGGAACUCAACAUUGACAGCACUAUUUAUUUAUCUCGAAUUCCACCAUACUGACGUGUAGGCGGAGUUCUGCAUUUCAACUAUUCGUCUAUUCCAGAAUGUGGCUGUUUGUUUCCAUUUUACUACCAAUGUGUAUUUUUGUUCGGAAGUAAUCUUUGGAAAUCAAUAUUGGCUUAUUAAAAAGUACCUUCUGCGCCGUGUGGAAGUUCAUACGACGUGAAGCGAUGGUCAAGUUACUGUUUAAUCAGAGACAUGCUAUUGUGAUUUGAAGCCGUUGAUGUGAAUGUUUUGUUUUUUUUAAUUUCAAUCACUGUAUAUAUUCUCAUUUAAACCACGAACAAUAGGAUUUGAAUAAUGAUAUUAUGCGCUGGGAGACUGAUGCAGCUCUACAUGUAUGUGAUAUUUUCAACUUUUGCCUGCAAUAGUGCACAUAACACAUCCAUCAAGUUAAAACAUGUGUAAAUAAUGUAUUGUGUUCUGAUGGUCACUU